This is a messenger RNA of Adineta ricciae, 1527 nucleotides long. NCBI's taxonomy places the organism in Eukaryota, Metazoa, Rotifera, Eurotatoria, Adinetida, Adinetidae. The record is from the annotation of a GenBank genome assembly.
AUGUCUGAGGUGUCAUCGACUCCAGCGCCACCCGCACCCGCUGAGAUACCGGUUGCACCAGGCGCCCUUGCCGAACCUCCAGUAGCAACAACUGAGAACGCACCAAAUCCAAUCGAAGAGGCUGCUCAAAAUGAAAUACAAUAUUCUAUGCUUAAUCCUGAACUAAAGCCUGUCCGUCGAAUCAUCGCUGAUGAUCUGGAAUGGAAUUUAAGUAUCGUUCCUGCCUUAUCAGAUUUAGCAUUGAAUUCUCUCGUGAAAAGCUUCGAUACAAAUCCCAAAUAUGAUGAAUUAUUAGACAAACACCGAAAUCAACUGCUAAAAACAUUAUCACCUAGCGUUCCAUUGAAAGUUUCGGCGCCAAUUAUCCAAGAAGAGAGCUAUUGGGAGAAAUGUUGCAAAGAGAAAUGGCGAGUGGUCGAUAUCAAAGAAUAUGAUAACUCAUGGAAGCGAUUUUAUUUUGAGAGAAGUAUCGAAGAGAUCAUCGAAAAUUUCGUGCCUGGUAAAGACGACACGAAGAAAUUGUUCGAUUACGUUGAUCUUGGUGCUCAAUAUGUCAAACGACUUGACAUCAAACAGUUAUUACCACCUGUUGAAAUACAAGAUCGAAUACUGAAUAAUGAUGAUGAUUAUUUCGAUGACGAUGAAGAAAAUGAAUCUCCGAAUGAUCCUGAUGCUGAAAUAAAGAAACCGUCAAGUGAUCAUUUUGAUUUUACUCAAUUGAUUAAACGUUUACCCAAUCUUGAAGAGUUUCAUGUUGUUUACGGCGUCAAAGGUUGUGGCAUGAAUUUCGAAUGGACUAUGUUUGAAUUUACAAAGAAAGAUUGUCAAAUAUUAGCUAAAGCUAUUCAACAAUGUAAAUCCCUACGGGUUUUACACUUACAUCGAAGUAAAGUUGAUGAUCUCAAGAUACGAAUGUUAGUUCGAGAUGGUUUACUUGAUCAUCCGUCAUUGGAAGAACUUAACCUUGAGCAUAAUCAAAUUGGCGAUCGCGGAUGCCGAGCCAUUGCAAAACUACUCAACGGACAUUCGAGAAUAGUUCGAUUGAACCUAUGCAACAAUCUCAUUGGUCUUGAAGGCGCACAGGCAAUAGCUUAUGGUAUAACAAAAUCGAAUACCAUCGAUUAUUUAAAUAUUCGUCUGAAUCGUAUUGGUGAUGAUGGUGGUCGUGCUAUUUGUUUAGCACUAUCGAUUAAUCAGUCGUUGCGCGAAGUAAAUCUAUCGUCAAACAAUCUUUCUGAACAAACAGGAACAAAACUAGCCGAAAUCCUUCGUCAAAAUGAAACACUCAUCAAAAUCGAUGUCAGUGCCAAUCGUUUAGGAGGCGAUAGUGGUAAAUCAUUACAGGAAAAUUUACAAGAAAACAAUACUUUAUUAUAUCUCGAUCUACGUAUGACUGAAUGCGGACCAGAAUCCGAAUAUAUUAUUAAUCAAAAGCUGAAGUCUAAUCGAGAUCAAGAUCGUUUGAGACGUAUUUCACAAAAGCAGAGUCCUGAUGAGAAAAAACGUACAUAUUCACAUUUAUUUUGA